AUGAAAAAUAUAGAGGCAGCAAUUCGUCUGGAAUUCAUUCGCCUUCAUAUGGACUUAGUAGAUGUUCGGAUAUUUACUGAUCGGUUUUCUAUGAAAAUGAUGAAUGUCAAGCCACUCGAACGAGGAUCCCUGAAGUUAAUAAAUUAUCUGAAAGUGACAAAAGAUUUUGAAGACAUUGACGGUUUACUCGAAAAAAGACCAGAAAACUCAGAAGUGUUCUUUCUCACUGAAUCUCGCUUGGCUCAUAAGUUUCUGUUAAUUCCGGUCGCUAGUGAUGACGGUAGAGCUUCUGAAAUUCAAUACAACGAAGUAACCGAUUUUGAAUCUCCUGGAUCGCUUCUAUUUUCGACAGUCCUCACAGAAAGAAACGAAAACAGCGAAAUAAAUACAAGCACUGGUAAUCACAUGAUGUUCACCUCGAUGCCAGACGCCCUCAGCCGUCGACGCUACUUCGAGGAAAUUCCUGAUAGAGUGGAAAUCCCUGACUGGAUUGAGGAGGAAGACAGAAAAUCGCGUGAAAAGAAACAACACAGUCAGACCAAGCCAAAAAGGAGUAAAAAGAAACAAACAACAAAAAAUAAAAGCAGGUCGAAUAAUCCAGUUUCUUACGAAGAAAUCAAUUCUCGGAACACGCCUGCAAAAAGUGAAGAUAAGAAUACAUCACUUGCCGAGCUUGGACUCGAUGAUGUUGAUGGAUCAGACUGGCUAACAGUUGGAGAUUCAAAACAAGCGAAAUCGGAGCGCUCAAGUCGGAAAGUAAGAAAAUCGCCGAAUCCUGGAGAGUUGACGGAGGAGAAGUUGUCUUCGGUCUCAAAAGAAGAAGACGCUUCUGAAAUCCUCUCGUCAGAAGAACCGGUUCAAGAUGACUGCGUUCUGGAAGAAGAACCCGAAAAUGAUGAGAUAAGAACGAAUGCAGAGCAAGAAACAGAUGCUGCGCUGAAAAAGGAAAAUUCUGCGCUCAAGGAGAGACUCGAAAGCCUUCUGAUGUGUCAGAUAUGUUACGAAGCUUAUGAUGAAGCAAAUCAUGCAAAGUACUCCCACGCGUGCGGCCAUGGAUGCUGUUGGACCUGCAUGAAAAAGGAGUUUGCUCGACAACGAGAAGCAAAGAAAAAGAAGUUCUAUUGUCACUGCGGAUUCGAGAUUCACGAGAAAAAGAUCAUCCGAAUGUUCAUUUGA
Messenger RNA from Oikopleura dioica, 1176 nucleotides. NCBI's taxonomy places the organism in Eukaryota, Metazoa, Chordata, Appendicularia, Copelata, Oikopleuridae. The record is from the annotation of a GenBank genome assembly.